Messenger RNA from Rhododendron vialii, 378 nucleotides. RefSeq names its product auxin-induced protein PCNT115-like. The transcript is spliced from 2 exons. The record is from RefSeq and is a predicted model, not a curated record. Gene Ontology annotation, cellular component: cytoplasm. NCBI's taxonomy places the organism in Eukaryota, Viridiplantae, Streptophyta, Magnoliopsida, Ericales, Ericaceae. Bases 1 to 378 code for a protein of 125 amino acids.
AUGAAGGAAGCGAAGCCGAGAGGAGAGGGAAGAAGCCGAGAUGGAGGGUUACCGCGCGUUCGCGAUUGUCUCUCCACUUCUCUAACAAAAUUUGAUACAACUGAGGUGCAGGCAGUGAAGGGAGGGUGGAGAGAGAGGGUAGAAUUGGCAACAAAGUUUGGGAUAAUAUACGAGAAUCGAAGAGCGGAGGUGCACGGUGAUCCAGAGGUGCGUGGUGAUCCAACCUACGUACGCGCCACUUGUGAGGCUAGCUUGAAGCGACUCGACACCCAUUGCAUUGACCUUUACUACCAACCUUGCAUUGACACUUGUGUCCCCGUCGAAAUCACGGUUUGCAUUUAUAUCCCUCUUUUCUUUCCUCUCUUUUUCUUGAUGUAA